GAGCCAAGCCGACGAAUGCUCACCUCAGCCAGCUCAGCCCAUGUUGGCGCCAAGCAACUCCCGAGGUCGGUUGGCAACGCCCUCCUGACGGGACCACCGGGUUACAGAUUUCACAUUGUCCAGUGCCCUCCGGCCCUGGGUGGUCCGGCAUUCAACUGUCGUCUGUCUGCAGAGCACCAAAGCCAUGACAACCACUGA
Messenger RNA from Protopolystoma xenopodis, 198 nucleotides. NCBI's taxonomy places the organism in Eukaryota, Metazoa, Platyhelminthes, Monogenea, Polystomatidea, Polystomatidae. The record is from the annotation of a GenBank genome assembly.